This is a messenger RNA of Punctularia strigosozonata HHB-11173 SS5, 429 nucleotides long. RefSeq lists its product as uncharacterized. The record is from RefSeq and is a predicted model, not a curated record. The coding region runs from base 1 to 429 and encodes 142 amino acids. Lineage: Eukaryota; Fungi; Basidiomycota; Agaricomycetes; Corticiales; Punctulariaceae. The transcript has 4 exons.
AUGGUGAACCUCAAAUCGGGUAUUAUCCUCACCGCGAUCGCAUCCGUUGCUUUUGCGCAGAGUAUCGACAUUGGAUCACCGGCAAACGGCAGUUUUGUUUCUCGUGGAAGCAGUCUGACCGUUGAGGUUGAUCGACCUGAGUCUCUCACCGGCUCUUCGGAGGUCGGCAUAAUCAUAGGGUUGCGACCCUGUAACCCGGACUGCUCCCCUACUGACAUUGACGACGAUCUGGGCCUCGUCCUAUACGGAGGGCCAUAUAACCCGCAGUUCUCUAACGUCACGGAUCAUAAACCUCCGCACCAGAACUUCACGUUCACGGUCCCUGCGUCGUUUGACGGCACUGCCGUGCUCUCGGUUUUCCAUGUCGCUGUUGUGGCUGCCGCCAACGCGCUGGUGGAACUCAAGAAUGUGACGCUAAACAUUCAGUGA